AUGAGAUCAACAAGUCAUCAGCAACAGGGAUUAUUCUCUUGUCUAUUAACGUUUCUGACUGAAGUUUUGGCGCAAGAUCUUGAUAAGAUAAUUAAGGUGUGUCACGCGGAUACUCGUCUACCUCGGGAAUAUUUUUGGAUAUGCAGAAUUGACAUUCUUUUUUUUCGUUCUUCGUUACGGAGACAAUAUCUUUUCAAGCGAUUCUUAUCUAAGUUGGAGAAGAUACCAGGCAAAAGGCACCAAUCGUUAAAACGUAUAGAAGAAGGAAAAGGUUCUCCGCCGAAACGGCAGCAAAGCUUCAGUACAACUAAGAACAAGAUGCGUUGCAGCCAAGGUGUGGCAAUGGUAUUCGAGGACGCGUUCGUCGUCUUUUCGCGUUUUUUAUCACUGAAAUCGCGAGGCUGUGCACUCUUGGAAACACACCGGCAGCGUGAGACCACCGGCAUCAAGAAACUGUACAACAGCUUCUUCGUGAUGUUCUAA
This is a messenger RNA of Cyphomyrmex costatus, 483 nucleotides long. RefSeq lists its product as uncharacterized. Bases 1 to 483 code for a protein of 160 amino acids. The record is from RefSeq and is a predicted model, not a curated record. The transcript is spliced from 4 exons. Lineage: Eukaryota; Metazoa; Arthropoda; Insecta; Hymenoptera; Formicidae.